AUGGCGGCGGUAGCGAGGGUUUUUCGCGGGUCUCUCUUCCUGAUGUCCCCGGCGGCGGGCGCGGCGGGCACGGCGGCGGGGGCCAAGAAGGCAGGCGCGGCGUCGGCGGCGGCGGCGACCAAGAAGCGGACCAAGGCGGCGUCCACGGAGCCGAGGGCGCCGACCGGGAUCAGGAAGCCGAUGCCGGUGUCUGAUGAGUUCAGCAGGUUCGCCGGCGGCGCGCCCGAGGUCGCACGCUCCGAGGCCAUGAAGCUCAUCUGGGCCCACAUCAAGGCCCACGGCCUCCAGGACCCAGCCAAGAAAACGGAGAUCAACUGUGAUGCCACACUCAAAAGAUUGUUUGGUGGGAGGGACCGGAUUGGAAUGCUGGAGAUCAUGAAGCUGCUGCGCCUCACACUUUUGAAGAACUAG
Messenger RNA from Miscanthus lutarioriparius, 411 nucleotides. The record is from the annotation of a GenBank genome assembly. Lineage: Eukaryota; Viridiplantae; Streptophyta; Magnoliopsida; Poales; Poaceae.